Acanthochromis polyacanthus (spiny chromis) is the source of this 1556-nucleotide messenger RNA. It is a transcript of the gene prkar2ab, whose product is annotated as protein kinase, cAMP-dependent, regulatory, type II, alpha, B. Gene Ontology annotation, biological process: regulation of protein phosphorylation. The record is from RefSeq and is a predicted model, not a curated record. The coding region runs from base 230 to 1429 and encodes 399 amino acids. Gene Ontology annotation, molecular function: cAMP-dependent protein kinase regulator activity. The transcript is spliced from 10 exons. Gene Ontology annotation, cellular component: cAMP-dependent protein kinase complex. NCBI's taxonomy places the organism in Eukaryota, Metazoa, Chordata, Actinopteri, Pomacentridae.
UGAAAAGUCCUGGUCAAUACUUUCCGACAGGCUGUGCCAAAUAAAGAAAUCCAUACAGUGCAGAGUGGGAGGAGGAGCCGCUCUGCUCCUGUGAUGACAGAAAGCGUGUUUUAUCGGAUCGUUGAGACAUUUAGUGCUGCUGAGGUUUGAUGUUUCAGGUGAUUAAAACUGAGCUCAGUGGACAUGAAGUUCUUGUAGAGUCCAAGGUUUUGACCUCUGAACCUGAACCAUGAGCGCCGUUGAGAUACCGGCCGGUCUGAGAGAGCUGCUGCAGGGAUACACGGUGGAGGUGCUCCGUCGGAGGCCUCCAAACCUGGUGGAGUUUGCUGUGCAGCAUUUCACACAGAUUCUGGAGAGCCAGAGGAACGAGCAGCGAGCCAAGAAACGCAGCAACAGACCUGCACGGAAAGGAGUGACCUUUGAAACCAAGUCAGACAAACCCAGCAAAGAUGACGAAGAGGAGGAGGAGGAAGAGGACACUGUUAAGUCCACCACCGGCAAAUACAACCGCAGAGUUUCAGUUUGUGCAGAGGCGUACAACCCCGACGAUGAUGAGGAUGACGAUACGGAGCCUCGGGUCGUGAAUCCAAAAACAGACGAGCAGCGACGGCGGCUUCAGGAUGCAUGCAAAGAUAUUUUACUGUUUAAAACACUGGACCAGGAGCAGCUCUCUGAGGUUUUGGACGCCAUGUUCGAGGUGUUGGUCAAACCUCAGGAGCACAUAAUCGACCAAGGAGAUGAUGGAGACAAUUUCUACGUGAUAGAGAAAGGUGUUUAUGAUAUUCUGGUGCAGAAAAAUGGAGCGAGUAUUUGUGUGGGAAAGUACGACAACAAGGGCAGUUUUGGAGAGCUGGCUCUCAUGUACAACACGCCGAGAGCCGCCACGAUCGUUGCGACGCAGGAGGGCGCCCUGUGGGGCCUGGAUCGAGCCACAUUCCACAGACUGAUUGUGAAAAACAACGCAAAGAAGAGGAAGAUGUAUGAGGCCUUCAUCGAGUGUGUUCCUCUUCUGAAGUCCCUGGAGCUCUCAGAGAGAAUGAAGAUUGUAGAUAUUUUGGGAGCCCGAGCGUACAAACAUGGAGACCGAAUUAUCACACAGGGCGAGAAAGCCGACUGCUUCUACAUUGUGGAAUCAGGAGAGGUGACGAUUAUGAUCAAAAGCAAAACGAAGGCCGGUCAGCAGGACAACACAGAGGUGGAGGUGGCUCGAUGCUCCAGAGGACAGUACUUUGGAGAGCUGGCACUGGUCACCAACAAGCCUCGUGCAGCGUCGGUUUAUGCCGUGGGAGACACCAAAUGUUUAGUAAUUGACAUCCGGGCCUUUGAGCGUCUGCUGGGACCCUGCAUGGACAUCAUGAAGAGGAACAUCUCCCAGUAUGAAGACCAGCUGGUGGCGCUGUUUGGCUCCAGUGAUGAUUUGAAACACUAGGUCACAAACUGGAAACCCGUUUUUUGUAAUCCCACGUAGUAACAGUGCCUGUAGCAAUUAUCUUCCCCCUGUUUGUUUUACAUCACGUUAAAUGAAGUCUUCCUUGUACAACUCUGCACUGAGGUAA